UUCUUUUUGGAAGUACAACCAUCGAAUUCCAAAACAUUUGAAAUGUCAUGUCUGUCUUAACCACGACCAAUACUUUCAGUGAACAGUAUUAGACCCAGCUCACCAUCGAACACAAAAACAUAUCUGAUUGCCUCAACUUAUCAUUCCUGGAGCGAGAAUUGGACUCAAACCAUUAAAAAAGUUCUGAAACGAGCUGUUACGAUUCGUUUUCACAAGGAAUUUUCAUAUUCAAUUCUUUGUGCCGUUUAGAUGAGGAGAUUUUGGUGUGAAGCCUCGGGCUACAGGUAUAAAGGAGCGACUUCAAGCUUAGCACUACGGUUCUUCUUCCUUUCUGCAAUAUCCGGAGAAAUCGUAUACGGUGAGACUGCAAGCGAGAGCCUCUUUCUUAUCCUUCAGGUCUUCGUGUACGUUUUUAACUUGUGAGAAUGGCUGAGUACUUGACACACGGCAGAUGCCUCCGGCUCUAUAUCAAGGAACGGAGCUGCGAAUGACGUGCCCAGGAAAACUCACUGCUUGACUCAUUAUUGCCCAUGGAGGUUGUGUAAUCACGAUCAGUAACAACUGCAACUACAUGGUGACAGCAUGUUCUCAAACCUGGCAGCAGAACAUUGAUCAGUGGGAUCUGAGUGCCGGAACCUCACAAGCUAUCGAUCUGGUCACGGCUUGUAGCUGGCCAUCUGCUGUUGUGUAUGCUUCCGUGACGGGACAAUGUGCAGUCAUAGGGACUCCUUACGCGGCUACGGAUAGAAACUUAGCCAACUUAGCUGAGUUCACAAUCCCUGGCUCUGGCAAUCAAGACUUCUACGACUUGAGUAGCGUUAAUGCGUACACCAUUCCCAUGUCCAUCAAUGCGCCCACGGGCUGCAGCUCCAUAACCUGUUCCAUCGGCGACAUCAGUUUUUUCUGUCAGCCCAACAACGUUCUACAGACACUACCCACUGGUGCCCUUUCUUGCGUCAAUACCUGAUGGAACUGCCGGGCUGGGACCGACAGCCGGCACGAGGCAGUUCCAAGCAGCAUGUCCCCAAGCUUACAGCUGCAACUUGGACGAUGCCACCUCUACGUUCACGUGUCCGACUGGCUCCGAUUAUGAGGUCGUGUUUUGCCCUUGACACUCUUUGAGCCUUGCACUGCUUUUGUAUGAAACGGUGAUGUUCUAUACCGCGUGUGUACGUGCAUGUAGGCGGGCCCGUAGUUUUUAUCCAGUGUAAUGGUGAAGGAUAUCAAAAUAAAGUUCAGAAGCG
Marchantia polymorpha subsp. ruderalis is the source of this 1244-nucleotide messenger RNA. The record is from the annotation of a GenBank genome assembly. NCBI's taxonomy places the organism in Eukaryota, Viridiplantae, Streptophyta, Marchantiopsida, Marchantiales, Marchantiaceae.